This is a messenger RNA of Dovyalis caffra, 177 nucleotides long. The record is from the annotation of a GenBank genome assembly. Lineage: Eukaryota; Viridiplantae; Streptophyta; Magnoliopsida; Malpighiales; Salicaceae.
AUGGUUCAAUGGAGAGAUCGCAGGAUACUAUCAUUUACUUGUAAGUAUUCUAAGCAUACCACUUGGCCAAUUGAUUAUCCCGAUUACAAUAGUGACCUAUGGAUACCAAGUGGUAAGUAUUAUCACCUUUCCAUUAACUAUGGAGAGGUGAGGGCUUACUAUAGAAUAAUGAGUGAG